Molecule: messenger RNA, 1063 nt
Organism: Dendrobium catenatum
Lineage: Eukaryota; Viridiplantae; Streptophyta; Magnoliopsida; Asparagales; Orchidaceae
Product: glutathione S-transferase U18
Exons: 2
Coding region: 113-817 (234 amino acids)
Biological process (GO): glutathione metabolic process
Cellular component (GO): cytoplasm
Molecular function (GO): glutathione transferase activity
Source: RefSeq, a predicted model, not a curated record
AGCCUGAAAGUUUUCGAGCAUUAAAUACCAGUAAGCAACAUUCCUAAUUGCUCAUUCGGCUCUCACUCUUCAUUUAUCAAGUUUCAGAUCUGAAAUUUCAAGGGAAUAACUAAUGGCAGAAGAAGAUGUAAAGCUCAUCGGGUUGUGGGCGAGCCCCUUUGUCGUGAGAGCAAGAAUUGCUCUAAAUCUGAAGGGGAUCGAGUACGAGUUUCUCGAAGAAGAGCACGGAAAGAAGAGCGAGCUUCUUCUUAAAUCAAACCCUGUCUAUAAGAAGUUCCCUGUACUCAUCCAUGGCGGCAAGCCCAUCUGCGAGUCCCUUCUCAUCGUCGAAUACAUCGAUGAAGUCUGGCCCUCUUCAGGCUUUCCCAUCCUUUCUGCCGACGCCUACGACCGCGCCAUCUCUCGCUUCUGGGCCUCCUACAUCGACGACAAGUUCACUUCUCAGAUUCGGGUGUUGAUGUGGAAUGAGGAAGAGAAAAGCAAGGUAGAAGCGGAGGAGCAACUCUUUACCGCACUGCUGCUGUUAGAAGAGGCUUUCGUUAAGUGCAGUAAAGGGAAGUGCUUCUUCGGCGGCGACACCAUUAACUUGCUCGACAUCGCCCUCGGUUCCUGCAUUAAUUGGCUAAAAGCUGUCGAAAUUAUAACGGGAAAAAACUUUCUAGAUAAGACGAAGACUCCGCGGUUGGUUGAGUGGGCGGAAUGCUUCUGCUCCGCCGAGGCCUCGAAGGAGGUGCUUCCUGAAGCUGAAAAACUGGUGGAGUUCAGAAAAUUUUUGAAGGCCGCCAGUCGUGCUGCUGCGGAUCCUUCAUCCAAAUGAAUUCUUACUUUCAUGAUUACAUUUUAUGGAAUCUGGGUGUCGAAGAAAAUUUAGAUUGAAAUUGCAGGAAAAUUAUUAUUGAGAGCGAGAGAGAGAUAUUUCUUGGCAGGGGCGGAAACUGUGCACUGCUUAAUAUUAAUUAUUAUUUGUAAUUGGUCACGCCUGAAUUUCAUUUUUUGCCCAAAGUUCACUUUUUUUUCACAAUUUGUCCCUAAAAAAAUUGGAAAAUCUCUCGACUUCUCGUUA